UGGAUGACCUUGGACAAUGAUGUGCCCCUGCCACCAGGGGGUGGCUUCGAUGCUGUCAUCUGCCUUGGAAACAGUUUUGCCCACCUGCCAGACUGCAAAGGCGACCAGAGCGAGCACCGGCUGGCGCUGAAGAACAUCACGAGCAUGGUGCGUUCUGGGGGCCUGCUGGUCAUUGACCAUCGCAACUACGACCACAUCCUCAGCACAGGCUGUGCACCCCCAGGAAAGAACAUCUACUAUAAGAGUGACCUGACCAAGGACAUCACGACGUCCGUGCUGACUGUGAACAACAAGGCCCACAUAGUGGCCCUGGACUAUAUGGUGCAGGUGCCAGGGGCUGGCCAGGAUGGUUCCCCUGGCUUGAGUAAGUUCCGGCUUACAGUGGUGCUGCAGGCAACUCCUGACAUGGCCAGCAGGCUUAUGAGAAGAGAAAUGGUCGUGGGGGAGCAUCAGGGGUGGUUAGGAGGUCUCCAUAUAAGUGGAGCAUCACUCCCGGGGUGGACCGAAAGAUCAGGUAAGAGACUGACAAGCAUGCAUGAUUGA
This is a messenger RNA of Enhydra lutris kenyoni (northern sea otter), 543 nucleotides long. RefSeq names its product glycine N-methyltransferase-like. Gene Ontology annotation, biological process: protein homotetramerization; S-adenosylmethionine metabolic process; regulation of gluconeogenesis. The record is from RefSeq and is a predicted model, not a curated record. The annotation marks the transcript as partial. Gene Ontology annotation, molecular function: identical protein binding; glycine binding; glycine N-methyltransferase activity. Lineage: Eukaryota; Metazoa; Chordata; Mammalia; Carnivora; Mustelidae. The transcript has 5 exons. Gene Ontology annotation, cellular component: cytosol.